Messenger RNA from Suillus fuscotomentosus, 4809 nucleotides. RefSeq names its product glycoside hydrolase family 13 protein. The transcript is spliced from 14 exons. Lineage: Eukaryota; Fungi; Basidiomycota; Agaricomycetes; Boletales; Suillaceae. Gene Ontology annotation, biological process: glycogen catabolic process. Gene Ontology annotation, molecular function: 4-alpha-glucanotransferase activity; amylo-alpha-1,6-glucosidase activity. The record is from RefSeq and is a predicted model, not a curated record. The coding region runs from base 1 to 4809 and encodes 1602 amino acids.
AUGGCGAAGGCAUCGAAGGACAUUGAUAAAGUGGCACAAAAACAGGUCACAUCCUUCCUACAGCUAAAACAGACAGAUUCAAGCACAUCCCACGCACUCCAAACGCUCGAUAACGAUGUAGUUACGCCAAAGACUCCAGCAGAUGAAGGAAAGCAGUUUUUUCUCGGUGAACGGAGUGCAGAUGAGCGGCCGAUAUCCGUCUACGAGCUAAGAUUGGAUCCCGAUGGUGGGCCUAACAAAGACCGAUCUUAUAUCCGGCUUCCGCCAGCAUAUAUUCCAUAUAUUUUACGCGUCUCUCUUGACGCAGGAACACCAGCUUCAAAGAAUGGCGUAUUCAAGACCAAUUUCCCUUUGGAUGGCGGCGUAUUCGAACGAAACAAGUUUGUUGAGCGCAAGCUUCCCAGUGACUUCUCGAAACCUAUUCAAGUGGAUUUACCUAUCUCUCAUGCGGGAGCAUUCAAGUAUUGGGUCGAGUACGAUGGCGAAGUUCCCGGAGAACGUGCCAAAGGGAGAGAAGGUUACUUUAAUAUAGAUCCAAUCUUGCGCACCAAAGCGCGAUCCCCAAUUCUUUCGUCAGACAUGAAGCCACUGAGUCCUGCGCAGGGCGGCGCAGUUCUUUCACCGGAGAUCGUGUACUUGCCUCUGGACGGCCUGGCUAUACUCACCGUUGUUUCGAAAUGGAUGGGCCCAAUUUCAAACUGGCGAGAACAUUUCACCGAGGCAGGUGAUCGUGGUUAUACCAUGUUGCAUUGGACACCGCUACAGGAACGGGGCUCAAGUGACAGCCCAUACUCCAUUAAGGACCAGAAACAUUAUGAUCCCUCCAUCUUUAUGAGCAGCGUUGAUCCAGGUACUAUCGAUACUCAGGUUAAGGAGAUUUUGCGUGUGGCGAAAGAGGAAUACGGUCUACUAAACCUGACCGAUGUCGUGCUAAACCACACUGCUAGCGACAGUCCCUGGCUCAUCGACCACCCAGAGGCUGGGUACAGUCCGGAAAAUACCCCCCAUCUGACUUCUGCUUUCGAACUUGAUACCGUGAUCCUGGAAUUUUCUUCGUCUGUUGCAUCAAAGGGCCUCCCUACACAAGUUCGAUCUGAAGCCGACAUUGACGUGCUCAUGACUGGCCUGGCUGAAUCCAUCAAGGCCCAUAACAUGUGGCAGUACUAUGUCCUAGAUGUCGAGCGGGAGAAAGAAGUGGUGAAAGAUGCAAUAAAGAAUGGGAAAAUUGUACCAUGGAGGGGCCCUGACGUUGCUGGAAAAUCUGUUGUUGCACUGGCCGAAAUUGCUAAGACCUCAUCCGUUGUUUCAGGUCUCGGCGAACUGGGUUCGCGCUAUGGCGCUCGCUCAGAUGGCGAGAUGGCAGCAGGACUCCUCAAAGCAGCGUCCGUAAACAUCGUAAACGAUGCCGAUAUCCUGGUGGAAAUCUGGGAUCGCGUGGUUGACGUGAUCAAUGUCCCCCUCUACGAGGAGUGGGAAAAGGACACGAAGAUUGCUCUAGAUCACGUGAAGAAUCGCCUCAAGUAUACUCGGCUGGAGGAGAAUGGCCCAAAACUUGGUGAGAUUUCAGCGAGCUGUCCUCUUGUAGAGUCAUAUUUCACUCGUUUGACACCGCCUGGUCCGUUUGACCAGGGGAAAUAUAGUGUCGCCAAUAACGGUUGGAUAUGGGACGCGGACCCACUUCAGAAUUUUGCCCUCCCACCGUCAAAAGCUUACCUCCGGCGCGAGGUCAUCGUAUGGGGCGAUUGUGUGAAGCUUCGAUAUGGCUCGGGGCCAGCUGACAAUCCAUGGCUUUGGGAGCAUAUGAUGUCCUACGUAAGGAUGCUUGCAGCCACAUUCGAUGGCUUUCGUAUCGAUAAUUGUCACUCAACACCGGCGCAUGUCGGUGUUGCAAUGCUCGAUGUGGCUCGUAUCGUCAAUCGAGAUCUUUACGUCUGUGCCGAGCUUUUUACGGGCAGCGAGGAGAUGGAUCUACUAUUCGUGCAGAGAUUGGGCAUCAACAGUCUCGUUAGGGAAGCAGGUAACGCCUGGGAUCCCAAGGAGUUCUCGAGAGUCAUGUAUAGAUUCGGCCUUGGAAAACCGCUCGGAUCUAUGGAUAAUGCAUGCUUGACAAACAUGGAAGAACUCGAUCCUCCCUUCGGAAAAGGUCCAACGCGUCCAUGCAUCGUCAGCCCUUUGAACGGCUCUGUGCCUCAUGCACUCAUGUACGAUCUCACGCAUGACAACGAGUCCUAUCUCGACAAACGUUCUGCAGAGCAUGCACUGUCCGUCGCUGGCAUUGUCACAUUUGGUUACUGUGCAAUUGCUUCAGUGAAAGGUUUUGAUGAUCUAUAUCCGAAGCUAAUUAAUCUUGUCGAGGAAAAGCGGCAAUACGAGCUAACUCGGCUUGGCGAAAAUUCGGGCAUUGCAAGGGCAAAGAGAUUGCUGAAUGGCUUGCAUCGGGAAAUGAUUCUUGGUGGAUUCGAGGAGGGCCAUUACUGGCAAGAGGGUGAUUAUAUCCUCGUUCAGCGGAUGCAUCCGACCAUUCAGAAGGGUUAUCUACUCAUUGCCCAUACUGCAUUCUCAAAGGGCUCAAAAGAUCGCGGCGUCGUAAACACUAUAGAGUUGUCUCGUACCAGAGCUCGAUUCAUAUAUGGCGCUUCGAUCGAAUUUUCAUCAUACGAAACGCCAUAUGAUUCCAACACAAUCCGAGGGCUUCCCGGGAAGCUGGUUGAAAUUCCCAAUGUUGUCGUCCCACAGAUAUCGCAUGAUGUUGCGUCGUUCUGCAGGAUCACAGUCCCAGACUACUUCCCGCCUGGAAGUAUUCUCAUUUUUGAAGUUGAAGUUCAGAACCUGGACGAUGAGCUGGACACCUUCUGUGCCUCGGAUGCGGACAAAGCCUUUGGCAACCUGGACCUUGUUGAUUUGAACAUUGUAUUAUAUCGCGCUGAUGGUGAAGAAAGGGAUGCGACCAGCGGCGUGAUUGGUGCCUAUGAUGUCCCAGGUUUUGUUAAGCUAACUUAUUGUGGGCUGGAGGGAUGGAUGCAUCCUCUUCGGCACAUCAUGAAGUCCAAUGAUCUUGGGCAUCCACUUUGCGAAAAUUUCAGGCAAGGACUUUGGGCGCUCGACUAUAUUAUUCAAGACUGCAAAAGUGGGCAAACAGUCCAAUUCCCGAAACUUUUGCAGCCCGCGCAGUGGUUUAAAGAACGGAUGGAGCGUAUCAAGGCCUCUGUUCCUCCUUAUUUACGUCCAAAGUACUUCGCCAUCCUGAUAUCCACUGCAUACAAAGCCGCUCGCCAUACAGCGAUCGAACAAUGCUCUGAGUUCGUAUAUACAGGGCAUGAUUUCACACAGAACCUUGCGAUGUGCGCCAUUCAGAUGCAUGGAAGGGUACAGUCCGCAUCCCUUGAUCCGGCCAAAUCUACUCCAUCACUGGCAGCAGGACUGCCGCAUUUCGGCACAGGAUGGGCACGUUGUUGGGGCCGCGACGUCUUCAUCUCUUUAAGGGGGUUGUUUUUGACUACGGGCAAUUUCGAGGGCGCUAGAAAACAUAUCCUCGCUUUUGCGUCAACUUUGAAGCACGGAUUGAUUCCCAAUUUAUUGGACUCCCUCAGGAAACCACGGUACAAUUCGAGGGAUUCACCAUGGUGGAUGUUGCAAAAUAUUCAAGAUUAUGUGGCCAGCGCACCUGAUGGUCUGUCGAUCCUGUCGGAGCCAGUGAAGCGUAGAUUCCCUGCAGAUGAUACCUGGGUAGCAUGGGACGAUCCGCGCGCGUACACAUACACGAGCACUCUUGCUGAAAUCAUCCAAGAAAUACUUCAGCGCCACGCAAGUGGAAUCGCAUUCCGCGAGCAUAACGCUGGUCCCAACCUUGACAUGCAGAUGAAGGAUGAAGGAUUCGACAUAAACAUUCGAGUCGACUGGCAAACGGGGUUUAUUUGCGGGGGGAACCAGCACAAUUGUGGGACUUGGAUGGAUAAGAUGGGAGAAUCUGAGAAGGCGGGCACGAAGGGGGUUCCUGGGACACCGAGAGACGGCGCACCGGUCGAGAUAACCGGUUUGCUAAAAAGUACGCUGCGAUGGCUCGAUACACUGUCGAGUAUUGGAAGUUUCCCAUUCAAGGGUGUUGAAGCGACAAUCAAUGGGCAGGAUACCUUUGUUUCCUACAAGACCUGGGGAGACCUCAUACAGCAGUCCUUCGAAAGAUGCUACUAUGUUCCCUUGAACACCGGCGAUGACUCGCGCUAUGAUGUGGAUUCUACUAUCAUCAAUAGAAGGGGCAUCUACAAGGAUGUGUAUGGUUCUGGCCCAGGUCGAGAAUGGUCUGAUUACCAGUUCAGACCAAAUUUCCCGAUCGCAAUGACUGUAGCGCCAGAGCUAUUCCAUCCUCAGCAUGCCCUGCAUGCACUCCGCCUUGCUGACCAGGUUUUACGAAGCCCACUUGGCAUGAAAACCUUGGAUCCAAGUGACAUGCAAUAUCGGCCUCAAUAUGACAACUCUAAUGACACCACGGACCGGUGUGUUGCAAAGGGACUGAACUAUCAUAAUGGUCCUGAAUGGGGUUGGCCGCUUGGAUAUUUCCUCCGCGCUUACCUUUACUUCGACACACGAUUUGGUGCAGGCAAAGAGGAUUCAACUCAGACCCUUCACUAUCUUCACAAAAUUCUACUCACCCCUAAGCAUCACAUCCAGACUGACUCUUGGGCUGGCAUCCCCGAGCUGACAAAUAAGGAUGGUCAAUAUUGUGCCGACUCGUGUAAUACCCAAGCCUGGAGCGCCAGCACGUUGCUAGACUUUUUGAAAGAGGUUCAUGAAAUGGCGUCAUGUAAGUGA